AUGGAUACAUCUUUUGAUGAAGCGCUGUCUGGAUUGGGCUUACGAGCCCACCCAGACACCCCUGCGUUCACGCGUCGUGGCCCUACGCUGUCGCAGUUAGCUUCAGGUAGAGUUGGUAACCCAUGGGGUUAUGGGGGGGCUUAUGACAGUAUGUCAGGUCCCGGGUUAGAGCCAUACUCCCAAGGUGGAUCCUUGGUUGGCGGCGAUCCCUUUGUCACGCCGUCCUUGCCUUCCUGUUUGAGGGAGGGGGGUGGUAGGUUGAGGGGUGCCCCAGGAGGGGGAGUGAGGUUCUCGGACACUCUACUUGGUUCUAGGGAGGGGGACAGCCCAGAAUGGGGUAUACGGCGUAGGUGGAACUCAGCAGAGAAUCUAAUUGGCUUAGAUUCACCCAGAAAAGGUUCUGGACUCGACACUUCGUGGUCUAGGGAUAGGAAUAGGUGGGAGGAGGAUUUCUUGUCCCCCAUGGGGGGGUCAGUUAUUCCUAAUGUCUCGGCAAGGCCCACACCGGGUAGGGGGGAUGGUUUCGACUAUGGAUUUAGUUCAGGGACUUUCCCGGAACAUCAUACCCCCUCCCUGCAUCCCUAUGCUCCAGGGUCACGGAGGUUUUCGGCCCCACUCCCUCGCUCGUGGGCCGAUGAUCAGGCAGUAGGCCAGCUUAGUCAGAGUUUACCCCUGGGGGGCUUAGGUUCACGCUCACAGCGUCCCACUCCCAGACAGGAUCCCCCAGUCGCCCCUUUUUCGGAGCCAGGGAUUUCCUAUGGGAAUUAUCACCCCCCACAGGCCAGCCAAAGCUAUGACCUACUCACAGGGUCCCCACCCCCACAUGCCCAUCCUUCACAUGUGCAAGACCCUUGGGCUGGGGGGAAUACUCCCCAUCCCCAGCAUUCGGUACCCCCUAGGCUUGGCGGUUACGCUAGCACACCUAUGCCCUACCCUACCAUGAUGACUCCACCCUAUCAACAGGGACCCUCCGCUUAUCCUGGCACCACGGCCUGUGGGUUAGGGGACGAGGGGGGUAGAGUAGCUCAUGUUCGGCCCCAGUUAGGUGUUCCCGACACACAUACCCCUUUCCUUGGACCGUUGGCCCAGGGGCCCGCUCCGGUGCCCCACCUCCCCACGCCCGCCCCUCAGUACCCUAGGUCUGGGGGAUACGCGACGGGCACUGGAAGACACGCGCCUAAGUACAAGGAUUUGCGGUACGAUGGGAAAAGUAGCUGGAAGUCCUUCCUGCACAAAUUCGCUCGCUUGGCCCGUAGCCAACAGUGGACCGAGCCUGAACAGCAUGACCAAUUCUGCUUCUCCCUGGAAGGGACCGCCAGUGAUUACUACACCCUGUUGCUGGACACUGAUCGCAACCUCUCAUUGACCGACAUCCUGAGGAGAUUUGAGAAACGUUUUGGAUCCUCAGCGCCAGACCUGUCACACCAGCUGAACUUCCAGUCAGCGUCCCAGAAUGCAGGCGAGUCUUUGAGACAUUGGGCAGAUAGGGUGCUUACCCUGGCCACACAAGCCUUCCCAUCCGUGCCAGAUGUUCAUACUCACGCCAUUCCGCGGCUGUGUUAUGGCGCCGAGGACCGGGACGCAGGACUCUAUGCCCUGGAUGGCCAGCCCAAGACGGUUGAGGAAGCUGUUGAUCGGAUGCAGUAUUACCAGCAUUCGAGGCAGACUAGGUCGUCAAAGCCUAGGCGGGAUGUGAGGCAGGUAGCCCAGGAGGAGGCCCCCGAUUCUGACAAGGAACUCAGGGAGAUGCGCCAGCGCCUUCAGGAGAUAGAGAAGGAACUCCGAGGGCGGACCCCCUCUCCUCGGAGACCUUCAUCGCCACCUUUGAGCGGAAAUCGGAAGUCAGUAGGUUGCUACAAAUGCGGGGCCAUGGGGCACUUCAAGAGGGAAUGCCCGGAGCUGAAGGGGAAAACUGAGGCGAACCAGGGUCAAGGGGCCAAGGCCAAGCCUAAGGACGGCCACGAGACGCAGCAACGUUCGUCAGAACCACGAGGUGGGGAACCAAGACCCGCCAGUCGCAAUUUAGCGGAGGGCCUACGCAGCGGGAAGUCAGAGUGCUGA
Molecule: messenger RNA, 2061 nt
Organism: Ostrea edulis (European flat oyster)
Lineage: Eukaryota; Metazoa; Mollusca; Bivalvia; Ostreida; Ostreidae
Exons: 1
Coding region: 1-2061 (686 amino acids)
Molecular function (GO): zinc ion binding; nucleic acid binding
Source: RefSeq, a predicted model, not a curated record